This is a messenger RNA of Punica granatum (pomegranate), 423 nucleotides long. The record is from RefSeq and is a predicted model, not a curated record. Lineage: Eukaryota; Viridiplantae; Streptophyta; Magnoliopsida; Myrtales; Lythraceae.
AUGGUUCUCCAGAGCUUGGCCUCCUUUGUGUGCAACUUCAUCGGCAUCCCGAAGCGCCCUGCAAAGACUAAGCAAGUGGUGCAGUAUGAAGAACCCGGGUCCGGUUGCAAUCCGGAGAAUGUUGGCAGGGACGGACUUUCAAACAUGGAUUCACCAUCCCCGCCGAGCUCGGGCGAAGUGUGCCGGUGCUGCGUGUGCCUGUCGGGCAUGAAGGACGGCGAGGACCUGCGCGUCCUGCCCUGCACACACAGGUUCCACGGGCCAUGCAUCGACCGGUGGUUCAGCGGGCCUCGCAAGAGGACAUGCCCGAUGUGCCGGUUCAUGUUAGACGGAGGCAGCGGGGAGGUUGCAUCCCGGAGGUGGGAAGAGCUCACUGAAGAGAUGGCGAUAUGGUUCUCAUCAUUCCAUGUGGCCGGAUUCUGA